Messenger RNA from Gekko japonicus, 1802 nucleotides. RefSeq names its product tweety family member 1 (gene TTYH1). NCBI's taxonomy places the organism in Eukaryota, Metazoa, Chordata, Lepidosauria, Squamata, Gekkonidae. The record is from RefSeq and is a predicted model, not a curated record. Gene Ontology annotation, molecular function: intracellularly calcium-gated chloride channel activity; volume-sensitive chloride channel activity. Bases 1 to 1617 code for a protein of 538 amino acids. The transcript is spliced from 15 exons. Gene Ontology annotation, cellular component: smooth endoplasmic reticulum membrane; plasma membrane.
AUGGCCCAGUCCCCCAAAUGCACCCUUGGUGAGCUCCAGCCCAUGGCGGUUUAUGCUUUGGACGGGUGGGGAGAGUGCGAGCGCGAGAGGCAGGGGAACAUCACGUCUCUCCUGGCGGUGCCUCAGGCAGCGUUGCUGUUUCUGGCCAGCAUCUCAGGCCUAUGCUUUGCUAUCAGCCUCGUCCUCAUCUGUGUCUACCUGAUCCGCUUCUGCUGCUGCAGCAACGAAGACGACGAGGAAACCAAGACUCAAAGGGUUUGCUGUGUCACUUGGAGCUGCGUGGCAGCCAUUAUCAUCUGCUGUGCUGGGAUUGGCAUUGGUUUCUAUGGAAACAGUGAAACCAACGAUGGAGUGUACCAGGUCACCUAUUCGCUGCUGAACGCCAAUCACACGUUAAGCUCCAUUGAUACACUGGUCUCAGAGACAGUAGAGCUACUUUCAGCAACUGUACGUGGGGACCUGACUCAGCUCGAGGAGACAUUGUCGCCACGGACUGACCUGGUGGCUGUGGUCCGCAACACUCGCCGCCAGGCUGAGACAGUGGCACAGACCCUAGAUGGGGUCCCUUUCUGGGGGGAAACGCGUGGUGGGCCUAGCAUUCUGGCAGAACAAGUUGGCUACCUGGAGGACUACAGGUGGCUGGCCUACAUUCUGCUGCUGCUGCUGGACCUCAUCAUCUGCCUCUUCACCUUGCUUGGGCUGGCGAAGCAGAUCAAGUGGCUGGUAAUCGUAAUGUCUGUGAUGAGUUUCCUAGUUCUCAUCCUGAGCUGGGGCUCCAUGGGGCUGGAGACAGCAGCAGCCGUGGGACUGAGCGAUUUCUGCUUUGAGCCAGAUGGCUAUGUGAUGAACACAACCCAAGCCAGAACUGGACUCAGCCCAGAAAUCCUGCAAUACUACUUAACCUGCAGCCAAGAUGUCUUUAACCCUUUCCAGCAGAGGCUCACCAUGUGUCAGAGGGCACUGUCCAACAUACACUCUCAGCUGUACGGAUUGGAGAGAGAAGCUGUCCCACAAUUCCCAGCCGCUGAGAGGAGCAUACUGGCCAUCCAGAGCACUUUGAACACUACAGAAAGCAAUUUCCAUCACCUCGUCGCUCUGCUCAACUGCCGGGGACUUCACAAGGACUAUGUGGAUGCCCUGAAAGGGCUGUGCUACGACGGCAUGGAAGGCCUGCUCUUCCUCCUCCUCUUCUCCUUCCUCUCCGCCCUUUCCUUCACCACAGCUGUCUGCAGUCUGCCCCGUGCCUGGAAGAGGUUCCAGAACAGGGACUCGGACUAUGACGACAUGGAGGACGACGACCCUUUCACGCCCCAGGCACGUAGGCUGCCGACGGUGCGCGCGGGGGGGGCCGGGCCCACCCUGCCCGGCUCCUAUAGCCACUGUUCAAGCUGGGGCAGCCGUGGCAGCCUGCGCCUCUCAGCCCCCCCCAUUUCCAACGCCCCCGUCUCACAGUACAUGAGUCAAAGCGCUUCGUUCAGUGGCAGUCCUCGAUUUGAGAGCGUCCCCCUCAUUGACCGCCAUUCCCCACCCCCUUCGUAUUCCCCCAGCAUGCGAGCGUCUUACGUCGGUGCUAGUGAAGAAGUGGAACCCCCCUACCGGACUGGAUACCAGCCCUAGAUGCACCCCAGGAGACCCUCUACCCACAUCCACACCAUCUGACUAACACAGAGCAGAUCCCCCCCACCCCCAAUUUCUUAUCAGAGUGCAACUGAAGCACACUCGAUCACCACGUCCCCCUGCCCUUUGACCAGCGUCUCUUCUUCACUCACUUAACUUGCCGGGCCUCUGGAAGAGAGCAAGGG